Notothenia coriiceps (black rockcod) is the source of this 978-nucleotide messenger RNA. RefSeq names its product ephrin A4 (gene efna4). Bases 435 to 923 code for a protein of 162 amino acids. The record is from RefSeq and is a predicted model, not a curated record. Gene Ontology annotation, biological process: ephrin receptor signaling pathway; axon guidance. NCBI's taxonomy places the organism in Eukaryota, Metazoa, Chordata, Actinopteri, Perciformes, Nototheniidae. Gene Ontology annotation, cellular component: plasma membrane. The transcript has 5 exons. Gene Ontology annotation, molecular function: ephrin receptor binding.
GCCUGUUGCUGCCAAACCAGCUGGCAUUUUCAAUUGAUAUCCUGAGCCAGGACUUUGUACCCGAAAUCCUGACCUUUAAACCCAGGUUUAUUGUCUUUAAUUAAUUUCCAAGACGGAGCUCAAUAGUUCAUUUACGGUCAUGCGGACCACGGAGAAACUCUCAGGAAAUGCUCCCUGUUGAAACCCUCACCUCCCACUCUGCAGCCUGUGAUUUAACCUACUAUUUUUUAGAAGGACUUUAAUCACUUUAUCCUACCUUCAUGCAUCAUACGAGACUGCAGCAGCACAUGACGUAGAAGUUUGUUCACGAGUUGGUGAAUCUGCUGGGGGGAAAACUGCUCAGCCAGCUCCUCUUUCGGGGUCUCCUCACCUGAUCCGCACGCCACUCCCAGCCGCCGGUGUGCAGCUCUUUCCGGGGGCCCGAGGCGGCCAGGAUGGGGACACCGGGGGAUCUGCCUGCUUGGAAAGUGACGAUUUUCCUCUUUAAUUUAAUCUCAGCUGUUGUGGCCAAGAGACACAUCGUUUAUUGGAAUUCAACAAACACAAGGUUAACAGCAGGAGAUAUGUCCAUCCAGGUGAAUCUGAAUGACUACCUGGACAUCUACUGCCCUCACUACCCCAACAAGAGGCCCCAGGGCUCCGGGCAGCCCGAGGAGCUGGCCCUCUACCUGGUGGGGGAGGCCUCUUUCCAGGGCUGUGUGGAGACCAGAGGGGCCAUCAAGAGGUGGGAGUGUAACACCCCCUACGCCCCCUUUGGUCCUGUGCGCUUCUCUGAGAAGAUCCAAAGGUUCACCCCCUUCUCGCUGGGGUUUGAGUUUCUGCCAGGGCGCCACUACUACUACAGCUUUCAUCAGACGGUGUUGGAGGCAGUGUGGUGGCCGCACAUCCUAAUUGAAGUGAUGAAAAGCUCUACCGGCAGAUGAAGGCCCUCCUCUGCCAUGUAUGAAGUUGCGUGUCACCGUGUGCUGUGAGCCCAUA